GAAGUAGUAGCACAAAACAGACAAACUUUCCUGAUGCAUCUGAAACAGUAAACUUUAUUCUGACGGUCAUUCAUUUGGUGUCAAAUAUUAAGGCAUGUAGGCCUAACACCCGAACGUAUUCUAAGCUAGAGUAGCAUUUGCACAUACCAAUGAAAUACUGUGGCAAAUUCACCCUUAAGAUGAUGAUGGAUUUUGACGAAACUCAACCAUGUCUUGCCGAUUACGUCAUUCAUCGGGCACAAGAGCAUCACGGGAGUCGACUGUUAGCGCAGAUGUAUCAAUUAAGAUAUAUCAAUAAACUUUGUGACAUUCAGCUGAAUGUCGAGGGGGCCAAAAUAUUGGCCCACAAACUUGUUUUAGCAGCUUUUAGUCCGUAUUUCUUCGCCAUGUUUACAGGAGAUAUGAAAGAAGCGCACCAGAGUGUUGUGCGAAUGAACGAUAUUGAUGCAGCCGCAUUAGAACUGUUAAUUAAAUAUGCAUAUACAGGUAUAUUGAAGAUCCACGUAAACUCGGUACAAUCCCUGUUAAACUUGUCAUCUCUUUUACAAGUAGACGAUGUACAGGCCGCCUGCUCAGACUUCCUCAAGAGGAAUUUACAUCCCAACAACUGUUUAGGUAUUCGAAAUCUUGCAGACGCACAUACAUGCGUUGAUCUUGUGGAAGCGUCCGAGCGCUUUGCAGAGAAGCAUUUUGAAAAAGUUGCCAAAGGAGACGAGUUUUUGCAGCUACCAGAGAACCAGCUAAUUGAUCUCUUGACCUCUGAAAACUUACAUGUUUCAAGCGAGGAAGAAGUGUAUAAAGCAAUAAUGAAGUGGGUAUAUGCAGACAAACAGAAGCGUAUGCAUUCGCUACCAAAGCUACUGAAAGAAGUCAGAUUUACAUUCCUCUCAGCAGAAUUCCUAGUUGACACACUUGAGAUGGAAGAGCUCAUCCGCUACGACUGGAAAUGCCGGGACAUCCUUGAUGAAGCCAAAAACUACCAUAUGUUCCCAGAUCGUAGGAAACAUCAUCGAUUAGCGUGCAUUAAACCAAGAACUUCUACGAUAGGUUGUAUAUACAGUGUUGGGGGUAUGGAUAGUAGCGGGCACUCACUUUCCAGUGUUGAAUGCUAUAACUUAAGGUCACAGAGGGUCAGCAUUGAAGCAAGCAUGAACACUCCCCGCAGUGGUGUGGCUAUUACAAAUAUUGACCAUAAAAUAAUGGCUAUAGGUGGUUAUGAUGGAGGAAGGUACUUAUCAUCAGUAGAAUGGUUCGACACCGUUCAAAGACGCUGGUGCCCAAUGGUACCGAUGCAUCAAGUCAGACGCUAUCAUUCGGUUUGCACCUUGGACAGACAAGUGUACGUAGUUGGCGGAUACAAUGGAAGGUCAGUGCUGGACACUGUUGAGUGUUAUGACCCAAGAACGAAUAGAUGGAGAAGACUAGCGAGUAUGGGUCAUCGACGUAGACACUUGGGUCUAGUGUCCUCGGAUAACUCUUUAUGUGCAAUCGGGGGAAGUGAUGGGAGUGCGUACUUAGAUGUUGUCGAGAUUUAUGAGCCAAGAAUUGAUAGGUGGACAGCUGCUUGUAGUCUCCAGUCCAGACGCGGUGGUGUGGCAGCUGCAGUGCUUGGCGGUAAAAUCUAUGCACUUGGUGGAUAUGAUGGCCAGGCCAAUCUUGGCACUGUGGAAAGGUACCAUCCGGAUGAGGACAGGUGGGCAUACAUCGCUCCCAUGACCCAAUGCCGCAGUGGGCACGGAGUCAUCUCAACGGGUGGGAGUCUAUACGUUGUCGGGGGCCACGAUGGAACGCAAUACUUAAGUACGGCGGAAAAGUUUGAGUCAACUAUUGGAGAGUGGGACAACAUAGGGUCCAUUGGCACCCCACGUGCUGUAGCUGGUGUUACCAUUACUAAUAACCUCCAGUUUACGUGACGUCACUUAUUAGAUUAUUACAUUUUUAUUUCUACAUGUUUUCAGGAGAAAUACAGAGACAAAAAAAAAAAAAAAACCCAAGUCAGGCAUUGUUUGCUUUAAAUAUAAUACUAAAUGUUGAAACAUUAAAUAUAACGUUUGAAUUACUCUGUAUAUUUGAACUGCAAUUUAGGAAAAUACAGUUUUUCUUGUCAAGGAUGAAUUGAUACAUGUCAGUAUUACUUAUAAUAAUAAGCCAAUCGUAUUUUGAACCGCGCAUGCCC
Anneissia japonica is the source of this 2176-nucleotide messenger RNA. RefSeq names its product kelch-like protein 20. The record is from RefSeq and is a predicted model, not a curated record. The transcript is spliced from 9 exons. Gene Ontology annotation, molecular function: protein binding. NCBI's taxonomy places the organism in Eukaryota, Metazoa, Echinodermata, Crinoidea, Comatulida, Comatulidae. Bases 150 to 1913 code for a protein of 587 amino acids.